Molecule: messenger RNA, 3597 nt
Organism: Pan troglodytes (chimpanzee)
Lineage: Eukaryota; Metazoa; Chordata; Mammalia; Primates; Hominidae
Gene: PELP1
Product: proline, glutamate and leucine rich protein 1
Exons: 17
Coding region: 594-3542 (982 amino acids)
Biological process (GO): rRNA processing
Cellular component (GO): nucleus
Source: RefSeq, a predicted model, not a curated record
ACGCCACCACUGGAACCCGGGGGAAGAUGGCGGCAGCCGUUCUGAGUGGGCCCUCUGCGGGCUCCGCGGCUGGGGUUCCUGGCGGGACCGGGGGUCUCUCGGCAGUGAGCUCGGGCCCGCGGCUCCGCCUGCUGCUGCUGGAGAGUGUUUCUGGUUUGCUGCAACCUCGAACGGGGUCUGCCGUUGCUCCGGUGCAUCCCCCAAACCGCUCGGCCCCACAUUUGCCCGGGCUCAUGUGCCUAUUGCGGCUGCAUGGGUCGGUGGGCGGGGCCCAGAACCUUUCAGCUCUUGGGGCAUUGGUGAGUCUCAGUAAUGCACGUCUCAGUUCCAUCAAAACUCGGUUUGAGGGCCUGUGUCUGCUGUCCCUGCUGGUAGGGGAGAGCCCCACAGAGCUAUUCCAGCAGCACUGUGUGUCUUGGCUUCGGAGCAUUCAGCAGGUGUUACAGGUAGUGGCUUGGAUGGUCAGACUGACAUUAACCGUGGCAUUUCUCAGAAGGCUUGUAUUUUCUCCUGCUGCUCUUUGGUGACAAUCAAGGUGAGGCUGGAAGCACGAGACAUUAUUUUUUCUUUAGACCCAGGACCCGCCUGCCACAAUGGAGCUGGCCGUGGCUGUCCUGAGGGACCUCCUCCGAUAUGCAGCCCAGCUGCCUGCACUGUUCCGGGACAUCUCCAUGAACCACCUCCCUGGCCUUCUCACCUCCCUGCUGGGCCUCAGGCCAGAGUGUGAGCAGUCAGCAUUGGAAGGAAUGAAGGCUUGUAUGACCUAUUUCCCUCGGGCUUGUGGUUCUCUCAAAGGCAAGCUGGCCUCAUUUUUUCUGUCUAGGGUGGAUGCCUUGAGCCCUCAGCUCCAACAGUUGGCCUGUGAGUGUUAUUCCCGGCUGCCCUCUUUAGGGGCUGGCUUUUCCCAAGGCCUGAAGCACACCGAGAGCUGGGAGCAGGAGCUACACAGUCUGCUGGCCUCACUGCACACCCUGCUGGGGGCCCUGUACGAGGGAGCAGAGACCGCUCCUGUGCAGAAUGAAGGCCCUGGGGUGGAGAUGCUGCUGUCCUCAGAAGAUGGUGAUGCCCAUGUCCUUCUCCAGCUUCGGCAGAGGUUUUCGGGACUGGCCCGCUGCCUAGGGCUCAUGCUCAGCUCUGAGUUUGGAGCGCCCGUGUCCGUCCCUGUGCAGGAAAUCCUGGAUUUCAUCUGCCGGACCCUCAGCGUCAGUAGCAAGAAUAUUAGCUUGCAUGGAGAUGGUCCCCUGCGGCUGCUGCUGCUGCCCUCUAUCCACCUUGAGGCCUUGGACCUGCUGUCUGCACUCAUCCUCGCGUGUGGAAGCCGGCUCUUGCGCUUUGGGAUCCUGAUCGGCCGCCUGCUUCCCCAGGUCCUCAAUUCCUGGAGCAUCGGUAGAGAUUCCCUCUCUCCAGGCCAGGAGAGGCCUUAUAGCACGGUUCGGACCAAGGUGUACGCGAUAUUAGAGCUGUGGGUGCAGGUUUGUGGCGCCUCGGCGGGAAUGCUUCAGGGAGGAGCCUCUGGAGAGGCCCUGCUCACCCACCUGCUCAGCGACAUCUCCCCGCCAGCUGAUGCCCUUAAGCUGCGUAGCCCGCGGGGGAGCCCUGAUGGGAGUUUGCAGACUGGGAAGCCUAGCGCCCCCAAGAAGCUAAAGCUGGAUGUGGGGGAAGCUAUGGCCCCGCCAAGCCACCGGAAAGGGGAUAGCAAUGCCAACAGCGACGUGUGUGCGGCUGCACUCAGAGGCCUCAGCCGGACCAUCCUCAUGUGUGGGCCUCUCAUCAAGGAGGAGACUCACAGGAGACUGCAUGACCUGGUCCUCCCCCUGGUCAUGGGUGUACAGCAGGGUGAGGUCCUAGGCAGCUCCCCGUACACGAGCUCCCGCUGCCGCCGUGAACUCUACUGCCUGCUGCUGGCGCUGCUGCUGGCCCCGUCUCCUCGCUGCCCACCUCCUCUUGCCUGUGCCCUGCAAGCCUUCUCCCUCGGCCAGCGAGAAGAUAGCCUUGAGGUCUCCUCUUUCUGCUCAGAAGCACUGGUGACCUGUGCUGCUCUGACCCACCCCCGGGUUCCUCCCCUGCAGCCCAUGGGCCCCACCUGCCCCACACCUGCUCCAGUUCCCCCUCCUGAGGCCCCAUCGCCCUUCAGGGCCCCACCCUUCCAUCCUCCGGGCCCCAUGCCCUCAGUGGGCUCCAUGCCCUCAGCAGGCCCCAUGCCUUCAGCAGGCCCCAUGCCCUCAGCAGGCCCUGUGUCCUCGGCACGCCCUGGACCUCCCACCACAGCCAACCACCUAGGCCUUUCUGUCCCAGGCCUAGUGUCUGUCCCUCCCCGGCUUCUUCCUGGCCCUGAGAACCACCGGGCAGGCUCAAAUGAGGACCCCAUCCUUGCCCCUAGUGGGACUCCCCCACCUACUAUACCCCCAGAUGAAACUUUUGGGGGGAGAGUGCCCAGACCAGCCUUUGUCCACUAUGACAAGGAGGAGGCAUCUGAUGUGGAGAUCUCCUUGGAAAGUGACUCUGAUGACAGCGUGGUGAUCGUGCCCGAGGGGCUUCCCCCCCUGCCACCCCCACCACCCUCAGGUGCCACACCACCCCCUAUAGCCCCCACUGGGCCACCAACAGCCUCCCCUCCUGUGCCAGCGAAGGAGGAGCCUGAAGAACUUCCUGCAGCCCCAGGGCCUCUCCCGCCACCCCCACCUCCGCCCCCGCCUGUUCCUGGUCCUGUGACGCUCCCUCCACCCCAGUUGGUCCCUGAAGGGACUCCUGGUGGGGGAGGACCCCCAGCCCUGGAAGAGGAUUUGACAGUUAUUAAUAUCAACAGCAGUGAUGAAGAGGAGGAGGAAGAGGAAGAAGAGGAGGAAGAAGAAGAGGAAGAGGAGGAAGAGGAGGAAGACUUUGAGGAAGAGGAAGAGGAUGAAGAGGAAUAUUUUGAAGAGGAAGAAGAGGAGGAAGAAGAGUUUGAGGAAGACUUUGAGGAAGAAGAAGGUGAGUUAGAGGAAGAAGAGGAAGAGGAGGAUGACGAGGAGGAGGAACUGGAAGACGUGGAAGACCUGGAGUUUGGCACAGCAGGAGGGGAGGUAGAAGAAGGUGCACCUCCACCCCCAACCCUGCCUCCGGCUCUGCCUCCCCCUGAGUCUCCCCCAAAGGUGCAGCCAGAACCCGAACCCGAACCCGGGCUGCUUUUGGAAGUGGAGGAGCCAGGGACGGAGGAGGAGCGUGGGGCUGACACAGCUCCCACCCUGGCCCCUGAAGCGCUCCCCUCCCAGGGAGAGGUGGAGAGGGAAGGGGAAAGCCCUGCAGCAGGGCCCCCUCCCCAGGAGCUUGUUGAAGAAGAGCCCUCUGCUCCCCCAACCCUGUUGGAAGAGGAGACUGAGGAUGGGAGUGACAAGGUGCAGCCCCCACCAGAGACACCUGCAGAAGAAGAGAUGGAGACAGAGACAGAGGCCGAAGCUCUCCAGGAAAAGGAGCAGGAUGACACAGCUGCCAUGCUGGCCGACUUCAUCGAUUGUCCCCCUGAUGAUGAGAAGCCACCACCUCCCACAGAGCCUGACUCCUAGCCAUCUUCUGCACCCCACUCUUUGUUUCCAAUAAAGUUAUGUCCUUAGAUAGCGA